AUGGGACAAGAUUCAGAACCAACGAAAAGUUUGCGAAGAAAUCCAGGCGGAUCCUUCGUCAGAUGGGUCAACGUCGACAUGAAUGAGGAUCCGCCCAACUUUUCUUCUCCAAACGAACGGCAUGUGUGCGGUUUAACUACUUAGUUUCAAAACAAAUUUUCAUCAUUUUGACCGUUUCUAAGAAUAUCAAAAAUCAAAAAAUCGCGUGAAACGUCUUGGAAUUGUGAAAAGGUUCAAUAGUAAGUUUUCAGAUAUUUAUUUACCCUUAGUUUGUUCGUUGUCCAACCAUCACAACCCAUUAGUAGAAGCCUGAAAAGGUUUUGUUGUGUGUAAAAAAAUUAAGGCUUGAAAGUUAAAGUGAGAAGUUGAAAGUUUCUGCUCAAUUUUUUUUUGGGUUUGUCAGGCAAAAAAGUUAUAGAAACACACUUUGUAGUUGCUACCGAUUUUUUCAGAGUCAGAGUCAAUUUUUUCAAGAUUUUUUUUCAUUUUUCACUUUUGCCUCUUAAAAGAAUUAUUUAGGGUUUCAAACACAAAGCAAUAGGAGAUCCGUAAACAAGAAAAACCCUUGAUUAAUCAAGAAAUCAAAUAAACAAACCAGCACCUUUUUGCUUCUUUCCCUGUCUCCUUGCCCCAGAAAGCCCAAUUCGAGGAAAAAACGGAAAUCAGGACUUCCGAAGUUUCCAGAGAGUUGCUUUUGCUGCACGAGUCUUAUCGAACCCACGAGGACGGCAAAGCGUGCACGUCGAUCCGCGAUGCCGUCGCGAACGAUCCUUAUUCCUACUGCGGACGGCGUCUUCACGUCGCCGUUCGUUGUGUCCGACGUCGUCUCCUCUAAUCGUCGCAAUUUUCAGCUUCUGACCAAAAUGAUCAGCAUAGCUGUCUUGCCUUAUUACCUGUUCAUCGUGAUAUUCAUCUCAUUCUGUGGAAACGCCACGUGUGUCAUGUUUGCUGUGAUUAUUCUUGGUGAGCCUUUUUUUUCAUGAAAAUCAGAUGGUCUGCUCCAAAACGCUUUGAGAGGCCUUCUCAGACGCUAACUUUUAAUAUUGAAAAUUAUGAAGAAGCUUGUUCCGUCUUGGUUAUAAAAAAAGUAAUUUUGUCGAUGAUUUGAAAAUGUUUUAAAAACCAGGCUGUCCCACUUCAAUAUUUGAUAGAAAUUCUUGAUCUUAAGUUUUGACUGACAGCACAAAAAAACGAGAAAACGAGCUUCGCUUUGUGAAUAGCUGACGGAAAUUAAAGAGUUGAGACUUGGAAAAACUACAAAAGCUUCUGGAAUUUUCUGAAUUUUAUAAAUUUUGAAAUUACCAAAUCAAGAUCUGAUUUUGGAUUUGACGCGUUUUAGAAUCACAGUAGGUGUUCACAAACGGAUUGUCACUCUUGCGAAAUUUUCCGAUUUCUGAACUUUGUUUUUCAGGAUCUGUAUCAAUAUUUACCGUUUAUGGCGCCUUCAACGGAGCAAAAAAAUGUGCCUUAUUCCCUUCCUAAUACUUCAAGUGAGCUAUCAUAAUUUUCUUUAAAAAAAUUUGCGAGAGAUUUUUGGGAGAAUGAUGAAUCUAGUUGAAAUGGCAUUUUUAAGGUAGUAUUUUUCGCGUAUGACUUGGUGCUGGUUGCACUUUUCCUGUUCGCUGUGAUACACCCAAACUGCUUCCUGUCGUCUUUAAUUCACUCUCCACUCGUAGAUGUUCCAGUGAAUGCCGACCACGGUAAAGUUUUAUUUUAUUCCCUCACGCAAUUACUUAUAAGAUCUUUGAACUCUUAAUAGAAGCAAAAUGGUUUAUCUUAUAUGUAAGAAGGCCGUUUCAUUUUUUCAGAGGAAGCUUCUGAAAAAUGACCAAAACAAUCUUCAAAGUACAAGGAAAAAAUCUUGAAAUUUUCACUUUGCACAGAUUUACAGUUAUUGAAAAAAAAAAUAUCUUAGAGUCAAAGAAAACUAUCGAUUCCUUCGAAAAAGGCUAUCCUUGUGUUUAAAUCCUCAUUUUUUCAAAAAUUAAGAAGUUUUUUAGGCUGAGACUUUUGGAGUUCUCUUUUAUUUUAAGGAGUGUUCUCACCAAACUUUAAACAAUUUGCAACCACAAAAGAAAAUGCCCAUUCCUGUAAGCUAUGAUCUCUGUUCAUUUUUGGCGAGUUUCCUUUUCUCUACUGGUUGACUUUCAGCGUUAUUAUGCGGUUGCUUGCUUCUCGUUCUACUUCUGGCUCCUUUGAUAUGGACCACACAUGUUGUCUACAUCGACUUUCUCUUCAUCUCUCAAAUUGAUGAAGCUCUUCAUCUUUUGAAAGAGGUCAAAAACAUUUCCACACUACAAAAAAAAAAUGAGAGCCUUCAAAUAGGAUAGAACUUUUUUUUCAGGCAAAUCAAAAAAUAUCUCAGGACGAGAUGUCGCCAAGCCGCAUGAAUUUCUGA
Molecule: messenger RNA, 2398 nt
Organism: Caenorhabditis auriculariae
Lineage: Eukaryota; Metazoa; Nematoda; Chromadorea; Rhabditida; Rhabditidae
Source: the annotation of a GenBank genome assembly